UCCCCCGCUCCGAGCGACCGGCGGUCUCCGAGUACACCAGCACUCUGAACAGCAGUCCCAUAGGUCAGGGGACAGCGACGCCGGCUGGCCAUGCCCUGGGACUCCCCAUCACUGUGGGAGCUGGUGGAGGAGCACGUUCCGUUCCCGGAGCGGCCUGAAAUGAAGAGGAUUCUAGGAGAGGCAGCGGUGGACCUGAACCUGGAGCUGCGAGCAGAGGUGACGAUGCUACAGGCACUGCUCCAAGAGGUUCGAUCCUCACAAGCCCAGGAUUCCCGUCCUAUCUCUGACCCCUCCUCCCUUCUGGCACCACCGCCUCUACUGAGGGACCUUGUGCGCCAAGAACUUCGGCAGCUCCUCCAAAGUCUCCGCCAUAAGGCUAUCUUCGAGGGCAGGGAUCAGACCCAGGCCUGGGCCAAGUUUAGCCCCAAGGUCCUUCGCUUUGCUUUUGAAGAGCCCAAGUGUGACUUUCCAGAGCAGGAGAUACCCCAGAUGAGAGCUGGUGAGCCCAGCAGCAAUUACAGGGACCUCAGUAUCAUCAAGGACCAACUGAACGUGUCCAGCAUUGACCAGGUUGCCGGAUAUCUGAGGGCCCUCCUGGAGGAGGAGCGCCUCACCUUGGAGAGGGAGAUCUCCACACUGCAGCACUGCCUGGAAGUGGAACAUACGGAGGCUCACCAGAGCAAAAAGGCAACCCUAGAGCCCACGCUGGCAGAGCUGAAGGAACAGAAGAAAGCAAUGGAACAGGAGCUGCAGGCCUCUCUGCGGCCUUCCUGCAUCUCUGCCAAGCACAGGCAGCGGCCCUCAGGGUCCUCCACUCAGAGCCUCAGAUCCUUUCCUAGCCACCCUGGGGCUGCUGGAGUCUGGGCUGGGCCUCUCCAAGGCCACCUGCCUGCACCUCCUUUGGAGCGCUGCCCCCAACCUGGAGGCCCAGCUGCCACUCAUCGCUGGGGACGGCAGCUUCGGUGCAGUCCCAGGGAAGGGCCAGUGUCCAGUGCAGCACCCCAGACCCCAACCUGA
Castor canadensis (American beaver) is the source of this 1017-nucleotide messenger RNA. NCBI's taxonomy places the organism in Eukaryota, Metazoa, Chordata, Mammalia, Rodentia, Castoridae. The record is from RefSeq and is a predicted model, not a curated record.